Messenger RNA from Cuscuta campestris, 1325 nucleotides. The record is from the annotation of a GenBank genome assembly. Lineage: Eukaryota; Viridiplantae; Streptophyta; Magnoliopsida; Solanales; Convolvulaceae.
CUCUUAGGGUUCAAGAGGAACUUCACCUACUGGCGGGGAGAUGACGAGGAGCGCAAGGGCGAAUUCGUCAUGAGCGAGUUCUCUCUCCCGGAAGGCACCGUCAAGUCCGACCGCAAAGAUUUCGUCAUAUGCCGGUUGAAGAGGAAGAAGAGAGGACCAAUCCACGACGACAACGUUGAUGCCGCGGAGGACGCGCCAAGAAUGAUGCUAGUGUUACAAGAACAAGAAAACAACAACGAUGAUGACGUGUCGUUUUCGUACGACGAGCUGUUCGGCGGAAUAGAGGUCGAAGACAUGACCGCCGCCCCCGCCUUGUUACAAAAUGAUGAUGCCGCAAGUAAUGAGACAUGUCCAUGCACCACCAAUACGGCGGCGGCGGUGGCGGCGGCUCCUCUUAGUGGGGUUUCUGGUGAUACAGCAUGGACGCUAGAGAUGGUGGAAGAUUUCUUGCUAAAAGACGACGACGCGGGGACGCAGCGGCUAGUGCGGCGGAGAUUCAAGAAGAUAAUGGAUGUUGAUUGCUGCUUGAGUGGAACUAUGACUACCUUGAAGUUUGAAGUUCCGUUAUUUGAUGGAAGGGCGGACUUCAUGUUGUGGCAAUGCACGAUUCAAGACUAUUUGGUCCAGCAAGGUCUUGAAUUAGCAUUGCAAGAUGAGAAACCAAGUGAUAUGAAAGAAUCAAAGUGGAGUACAAUCCAGAAGAAGGCUGUCAGCACAAUUCGGUUGGCACUGCCCCCACAGAUUAAAGUGACAGUGCUGAAAGAGACAUCACCAAAGAAGUUGUGGGAAACGUUGGAGAGCAAGUUUGCGUCGAAGACACUUACUAACCGGUUGAUGAUGAGGAUGGAUUUGUACUCACUGAAGAUGGAAGAGGGAGGUAGCAUAAUUGAUCACAUCAACAAGUUUAAUGAGUUAGUAUCAAGGCUGUUAAAUGCAGGGGAGACUAUCAAGGAUGAAGAGCAAGGGCUGCUUCUACUGGCUUCACUACCAAAAUCCUUUAAGCCGUUUGUGCAGUCAAUGAUAGCAGGAAGGACUACACUGCGACUAGAUGAGGUGACGACUGCCUUGAAGGAGAGUCAAAGGAUGAUGGGAGGUGAAGAGUCUUCCAGGGACAAUCAUUUACUAGCUGCUAUGAUCUCCUCUGAAGAUAAGAGUACUGCUGGACAGAAGAUUCUGCAGGAUGGGAGUAUCGCUGCAGAAAUCGCAAAUGAUGUAGGACUUUGAAUUAAGGGGAGAUUUGUUGAGUGUUACUUCAAAGUCCCACAUCGGUGGGAUAGGAAAAUUGAGGAGGGAUUGGAGCCUAUAAAUAAAGAGGAGAUAUAGGC